CAUGCCCUGCAUUGGUUAUUGUUAUUACAAUAAUGCUGUUCGAACAAUUUGGAUUUCAUGGUUUUUACUUUAGUUCUUUAGGUUGUGAAACUCUAAAGGUAACGAGAAGCUUGUAACCUGGAAGUUAAAAUCAUGGUUUUUACUUUAGUUCUCUUUAGCUUAUUCAGUCUGUUGAUAGCAGUGAGAACCUUAGAUCUUUGAAAUUUUACCAAUAAACUAUAUUUAUUUUACAAUUUACUUAGAAUGUUCAAUCUUUAUGCAUAAUAAUGACGAUACAAUUUUUGCUUCAUUUCUGGACGCAGGAAAUAAUAUGGAAGGUGGCAUUGAUGAUUUUUUGUUGGAAACUGAGGAUGAGAUCGUUGCGGAGAACAGGAACAUAGUGGAAGAUGAAAUGUUAGGAGAUGAUGGUAUCGUUGUACCUAAGGUCGGAAUGACAUUUAGCAGUGAAAAUGAAAUGUUUGAAUUGUACAAAGAAUAUGCAUACAGCGUAGGUUUUCCCGUAAAAAAAAGGAAUUCAAAAAAAGGGUCCGGUGGAGUUUUGAGAUUUGUGACAUAUACUUGUGGCCGUGAAGGUCGAAGGCCAAGUACUACUACCGGAUCUGUAAGGCCGCAACCAACAAUUCACACCAAUUGUAAGGCCCGGAUAAGCGCAUCUUCAGAUGAUCAUGGAUCUUGGAGAAUUAAUGCAGUCCACCUCGACCACAAUCAUGGAACAAGCCCAUCGAAAUCCAGGUUGUUUCGAUGCAAUAGAGAACUGAGUGCACAGGUUAAGCGGAGGCUUGAAGUGAACGAUGUGGCGGGAAUUCCGUUGCACAAAAGUUAUAAUUCCGCAGUUGUUGAGGCGGGCGGAUACGAAAAUAUGACUUGUGUGGAAAAGGAUUGUCGGAACUACAUCGAACAAGUGAGACGGUUGAGACUCGGAGAAGGAGAUGCCGCCGCAAUACAAGCAUAUUUUUCAAAUAUGCAAGCACAUUGCUCGGGGUUUUAUUUUAGUAUUGAUUUGGAUGAUGAAUCGCGGUUGAGGAACAUAUUUUGGGCAGAUAAUAGGUGUAGGCAGGCAUACAAGGAAUUCGGCGAUGUGGUCACGUUUGAUACAACGUAUCUUACAAAUAAGUAUGAUAUGCCUUUUGCUCCUUUCGUUGGCGUCAAUCACCAUGGACAAUCAACACUGCUUGGUUGUGGUUUGCUUUCGAACGAGGACACAAAUAGUUUUGUGUGGCUAUUCAGGUCAUGGCUUCAGUGCAUGCACAGUGUAGCUCCCCAUGGAAUAAUCACUGAUCAGGAUAGAGCCAUGCAAAAUGCAAUUCAAAUUGUUUUUCCAAAUACAAACCAUAGGUGGUGUUUAUGGCACAUUUUGAAAAAGUUGCCAGAGAAGUUUGGGUACCAUAUUGAUAAGGGUUCUAUAUUUUCUGAUAUACAUGGAUUGGUGUAUGAUUCCCAGUUCGUUGAAGAGUUUGAAGAAGGUUGGAUCGCAAUGAUUAAUAAGUUUGGAUUGCAUGAAAAUGAUUGGUUAUCUGGACUAUACGAGAACAGAAAGCGUUGGGUUCCUUGCUUUCUGAAAACCACUUUUUGGGCAGGGAUGUCAACAACGCAAAGAAGUGAGAGUAUGAAUGCGUUCUUUGACGGAUAUGUACACUCAAAGACUUCAUUGAAACAGUUUGUAGAACAAUAUGAGCGAGCACUAAGGAAUAAGGUUGAAAAGGAAUUUCAAGCUGAUUUCAAAUCAUAUUCACAAAUGCUACCAUGCGUAAGUAUGUUUGAAAUGGAGAAACAAUUUCAAUCUGUUUAUACCAUCUCAAAAUUCAAGGAGGUUCAGGAGGAGUUUAUAGGGAAGAUGUAUUGUGACCUCAUAUCUACUUCAGAAAAUAGUUUUGGGACAAUGUACGAGGUCUGCGAAGUUGUGGCAUGCGGCGAGCGAAUGAAGAAAAAAACAUUUUUUGUGUCAUUUCAAAAGGAGAAUUGUCAAUUCAUUUGCAGCUGUCACUUGUUCGAGUUUAGGGGUAUAAUUUGUAGGCAUGCGAUAUCGGUGUUGAUCCGUAAUUGCAUCACAUCAAUACCGGAGAGGUACAUACUGAGACGAUGGAGAAGAGAUGUUAGUAGAGCACACGCGAGGGUGGCUGUGAACUACGCUGGGUUGGUUAGUACACCUAGUCAGUUGAGAUAUGAUAGUAUGUGUCAGUCUUUUGCUGGGUUGGCAGAUCUUGCUGCUGAUGAUGACGGGCAGACUCGCGCCAUAAUGGACUGGAUAGAAUCGCAGUGUACAGUUCUUACGUUGACACGGACGAGUACAAGCACUAAUGUCCUCGCACACCAUACGGUACAAUUAGGCCCCCAGUGUAAUGUAUCGCAGAAUACCUUGAGCGGGAGCGUACGGGACCCUCUCGUGUCGAGAAGAAAGGGUGCACCAAAGAAACUUCGAAGUAAAAGCCCGUUGGAGUCGAGUUCGAAGAAAGUAAAGGCAACAUCAACAUCGAGCAAAGGAAAGAGACCAAAUUCGAGUCAGAGUGCUACUCCAGUUGGUACACAAGAACUUCAGGCGUCCCAACAUUAGCAUGAAAAAUUCAGAAAGAAAAUCUUUUGCCUCUUAAGUUUUAUCAAUUGAGGAAAAAUUUUAUGCAUGUCCAUAGUGGACUAUUUGGUUUUGGCCAGGUAGAAUAAUAUGCAGAAUCAAAACUUGCUAUUUCGUGCCUGUAGAAAUAAGAAUUGGUUUGAUAAGAAACUUGCGUGAUUUUAAGUGAACAAA
Messenger RNA from Olea europaea var. sylvestris, 2743 nucleotides. Its product is annotated as protein FAR1-RELATED SEQUENCE 5-like. Bases 257 to 2551 code for a protein of 764 amino acids. NCBI's taxonomy places the organism in Eukaryota, Viridiplantae, Streptophyta, Magnoliopsida, Lamiales, Oleaceae. Gene Ontology annotation, biological process: regulation of DNA-templated transcription. The record is from RefSeq and is a predicted model, not a curated record. The transcript is spliced from 2 exons. Gene Ontology annotation, molecular function: zinc ion binding.